Molecule: messenger RNA, 867 nt
Organism: Aureococcus anophagefferens
Lineage: Eukaryota; Pelagophyceae; Pelagomonadales; Pelagomonadaceae
Exons: 1
Biological process (GO): protein phosphorylation
Molecular function (GO): protein serine/threonine kinase activity; ATP binding
Source: RefSeq, a predicted model, not a curated record
GAGCUCGAGGUGCUGCGCGAGGUGGGCCGCGGCGCCUUCGGCCGCGUCUACCUCGCGCGGGUCCGCGGCGGCGGCGGCGCGCUCUUCGCCGUCAAGGUGCUCCGGAAGAGCUCCGUGCUCGCGGCCGGCGGCGCGGAGUCCGUGUUCACGGAGCGCGACGUCGCGCGGACCGCCAAGCACGGCUUCGUCGCCCAGCUGCGCUGCGCCUUCCAGAGCCGCCUCGCGCUCUACCUCGUCUCCGACUUCUACCCCGGCGGGUCCCUCGCGGAGCUGCUGAAGCGCGCCGUGCGGCUCUCGGGCGCGCCGCUGCCGCUGGACGACGUCCGCUUCUACGCGGCGGAGCUCUCCGUGGCGCUGAGCUACCUCCACUCCGUCGGCGUCGUCCACCGCGACCUCAAGCCCGCGAACGUGCUCCUGGACCGCGACGGCCACGUGGCGGUGUCGGACUUCGGCCUCGCGCGCGCCGCGCGCGCGGGCCUCGCGGAGCGCCGCGGCCCCCAGAAGUCGUCCAGGGUGCGCGGCUUCUGCGGCACCGUGGCCUACAUGGCGCCCGAGCUCCUCCGGGCCGGCGAGCAGCACUACGGCCCGCCCUGCGACUGGUGGGCCUACGCGUGCAGCGUGCAGGAGCUCGCGACGGGGUCGACGCCCUUCGAGGCCGGCUCGAGCCGCGCGCUCUUCCGGAACAUCCUCAAGGGCGACCCGCGGGCCGUCGGCGACGCGGACCUCGGCGCGCUCCUGUCGUCGCUGCUGCGCCGCGACCCGGACGUCCGCGGCGGCGCGCGCGCGAUAGCGCGGUCCCACUUCUUCCGCCAGCUCUCCUGGCGCGACGUCGAGCGGAAGCGCCUCCACCCGCCGCGCGCGCCGCCG